AACCAACAUAUGAACGGUUUUUUGGUUUACUUGGUCGACAACUUUGUAUAUUAAAAAAAGAAUAUGUUGAAUAUUUUGAAAAACUUUUUCAACAUCAAUAUGAAAUUGUUCAUCGUCUUGAAAAUGUUAAAUCAACAAAUGUUGCCAAAUUUUUUACACAUUUACUUACUGCUAAUGCUAUUUCAUGGAGUGUAUGUAUUCAUUUUUAA
Molecule: messenger RNA, 209 nt
Organism: Rotaria sp. Silwood2
Lineage: Eukaryota; Metazoa; Rotifera; Eurotatoria; Philodinida; Philodinidae
Source: the annotation of a GenBank genome assembly